GACAUUUUUGCACUUCGUAACCCGAAGCUUUUGUUCAAAACUUUCAUUUAUUUUUGACAAUAAUAUUACAUAAUAUUACAAUAAAUUACAUUAGUAAUAAAAAUAUUACUGAACAAUAUAAGAUAAUUGGAAGUGACUUUGUUCGUAAUUAAAAUCAAACAUGGCAAUACAAGAAUGGUCGAAGAAUUUAAAAAAACUAAUUGAAUGCCCAAUAUGUUAUGAAAUAAAAGGCCGAGUAUUUCUAUGUAAAUCUGGCCACAAUCUAUGUGAAACAUGCAUGUUGCGUAUUGAUAAAUGUCCAAUAUGCCAAAAUGGCUUUUCAUUGAUACGCAACUAUUGCGUAGAAAGCAUUUAUUCAACGUUUAAUGAUCUACAAAACGUUUUAGAUAAUAUUAAGAAGAACUUCAAGAAAGUUGAUUUGUCGAAAGAUAAAAAUUCAUGUUCAACUAAUUCAAAAAAUUUCGAUUCAUUUAUCGAACUUGGAACUGCAGUAAAUCGUUCUUGGGGUUUAUUUCCUUGUGUUGUUAAAGGAUGUAAAUUUAAUGGUUGUUUUAGUGACAUCGUUCACCAUUUUGAAACGAAACAUCCUAAUCAUUAUGAACGGAUUUUAGACAGUACAUUGCCUAUCACUAAGAGCUGGCAGAUAGCUUACAAAAACCAGCCAAAAUCAAUAUAUGAUUGUUUCUUUUUGAAAAAUGUAGGAUUCUUCGUUUUUCAUGUAAACAUUAGUCAAGAUGGUCAUUUAAGAGGAACUCUUCUCAUGUAUGCCUCGCGUUCUGUAGCAAAAAAAUUUUCUCACCGUUUUGAAGUUACGAACGGGAAAAAAAUAUGGAAGCUUAAGACAAGAAAGACAUCAACUUGUCGAACUCCAAUGAAUAUUGUGUAUGCAACUUGUUUAUCUAUUUCUCCCGAAGAGAUUUUAGAUAAUAACAAUCUUCAAGAUGUGCCUCUCACUUGCACUAUAUUUCUUAAACAAAAAAUUUUACGUUAA
This is a messenger RNA of Chelonus insularis, 991 nucleotides long. RefSeq names its product E3 ubiquitin-protein ligase sina-like. Bases 161 to 991 code for a protein of 276 amino acids. The record is from RefSeq and is a predicted model, not a curated record. The transcript is spliced from 5 exons. Gene Ontology annotation, molecular function: ubiquitin protein ligase activity; ubiquitin conjugating enzyme binding. NCBI's taxonomy places the organism in Eukaryota, Metazoa, Arthropoda, Insecta, Hymenoptera, Braconidae. Gene Ontology annotation, cellular component: cytoplasm. Gene Ontology annotation, biological process: multicellular organism development; proteasome-mediated ubiquitin-dependent protein catabolic process.